Molecule: messenger RNA, 2088 nt
Organism: Candida tropicalis MYA-3404
Lineage: Eukaryota; Fungi; Ascomycota; Pichiomycetes; Serinales; Debaryomycetaceae
Gene: RFC1
Product: replication factor C subunit 1
Exons: 1
Coding region: 1-2088 (695 amino acids)
Biological process (GO): DNA repair; DNA replication
Cellular component (GO): DNA replication factor C complex; nucleus
Molecular function (GO): DNA clamp loader activity; ATP binding; DNA binding
Source: RefSeq, a predicted model, not a curated record
AUGCCAAAUUUGGAUCGUACAACUGCAGAACAAACUGCUAAACAAUAUGGUGCAAAUGUAACUAAAUCUAUCCUGGGUCGUACUAGUUUAGUUGUUCUUGGUGCAGAAGCUGGUCCAUCAAAAGUUAAAAAGAUUAAUCAAUUGAAAAUCAAAGCUAUUGAUGAAGCUGGAUUUAUCAAAUUAUUGGAAAUGAUGCCAGCAGAUGGUGGUUCCGGUGAAGCUGCUGAAAGAGCUAAGGAAAAACGUGAAAAAGAAGAAAGGGCAAUUAUUGAACAAGCUAAAUUAGAAGAAAAACAAGAAAAAGCAAGAGAAGCUGAAAGAAAGGCUAAAUUGGCCGCUACUGCUGUCUCAUCUUCUACAUCAACUUCAUCUUCUCAGAAAGGGCAUUCAAUUAGCCCGCCAUCUUCACAAUUGAAAGAUGUUCCUGCUAAAGAUAAGUUAUGGACAGAUAGACAUGCACCAACUGAUAUCUCUCAAUUGUGUGGUAACAAGGGACAAAUCAGAAAAUUACAAGAAUGGUUGGAAAAUUGGUUUACUUAUCAAGCUAGAGGUUUUAAAGGUCCAAGUGAUUCACCUAGUGCUUUUAGAGCAAUGUUAAUUAGUGGUCCUCCGGGUAUUGGUAAAACAUCUGCUGCUCAUUUGGUUGCAAAAAGUCUUGGCUAUGAUGUAUUAGAAAGAAAUGCAUCUGAUGUUCGUUCUAAAUCUUUAUUGAAUGCCAAUGUUAAAUCCAUUUUAAAUAACACAUCUGUUGUUGGUUUUUUCAAGAACCGUGAUGAUAAAGAACAGCAAAAUACCAGUAAGAAAUUUUGUAUCAUUAUGGAUGAAGUUGAUGGUAUGUCAAGUGGUGAUCAUGGUGGUGCUGGUGCUUUGUCACAAUUUUGUAAAAUUACAAAAAUGCCAAUGAUUUUGAUUUGUAAUGAUAAAUCCUUACCUAAAAUGAGAACUUUUGAUAGAGUCACUUAUGACCUUCCAUUCAGAAGACCAAGUGAAAACGAAGUUAAGAGUAGAUUAAUGACAAUUGCUUUUAGAGAAAAAAUCAAAUUAGAUCCAAAUGUUAUUGGACAAUUAGUACAAGCGACAUCAAAUGAUAUUAGACAAAUGAUCAAUUUAUUAUCAACAGUUUCUAAAACCCAAAAGGAAAUUGGUGCUAAUUCCAUGAAAGAAGUCAGAGAAGGUUGGAGUAAACAAGUUGUGUUGAAACCUUUUGAUAUUGCUGGUAGAUUAUUGAGUCUGGGGAUUUGGAUUGCACCAAAACUGACAAUUGAUGACAAGUUGAGUUUAUAUUUUAAUGAUUUUGAUUUUUCUCCGUUAAUGAUUCAAGAAAAUUUGUUAAUUACCAAGCCAAGAUUACCUGGAAAACCGCUCAACCAUGUGGCACAAGCAGCUGAUGAUAUAAGUUUAUCUGAUACUGUUAACUCAUUGAUUAGAUCAGGAGAACAACAAUGGAGUUUAUUACCAUUCCAUGGGAUUAUGUCUACUGUUAAACCAUCAUAUGAAGUUGCUGGUCAAGUUUUGGGUAGAUUGAAUUUUAGUAGUUGGUUGGGACAAAACUCCAAACAAAUGAAGUAUCAAAGAAUGUUGCAAGAAUUGCAAUAUCAUACAAGAGUCAGAACUUCAACUACAAAACAAGAAUUGAGACUUGAUUAUUUAGACACUUUGUGGGAGAAAAUAUCUAAACCAAUUAAUGAACUCGGUAGUGAUGGUCUUGAUGAAGCCAUCGAAGUUAUGGAUGAUUAUUAUUUAACCAAAGAAGAUUUGGACAAUAUUGGAGAAAUGAUCAACAAAGAGAUGAAAUUAGAUAAAAACACUAAAGCAGCAUUCACUAGAAAAUAUAACGCAGCCAUGCAUCCUACAAUUAUUUACAAGACAGGUAACUCAUUAGGAGUUGGAGGUAGAAAAGCAGCUGCUCCAAAGGCUGACUUUGAAGACGUUAUAGAUGAUGAUAUGGAAGAUGUUCCAGAUGAUGAUGAAGGAGAAGAUUCCGAUAAAAUUGACAAGAAGGAUAAGUUGAUUAAAUUGAAACCUGCUAAAUCUAAGGCGAGAGCUAGAUCAUCCGGAGGUGCAACUAAAAAGAGACAAAAGACGUAG